AUGCCUCCAGACACAAGAGAACCAAAGGGAAAAGCAAGUGAUACUGAAGUGGAGGUAGACACGAUAGGAAUAGAGAGCACAUUAAGCAGCGAUACUGAAACCCCAAAAGAAGAGGAAUCCCCAGAACCCCAAAUGAAGUGGAGUGAGGUGGAGGUUCCAAUGGGAGAGGAACCCAAAGUAAGACAAAGCAAGGUCGAAGUACCCAAAGAACCUGAAGUCCAAGAAAAGAGUGAAAUAUUCAUCAUACCAAAAAGACAAGAACCCUUAGUAAAGAGGAGUGAAGUAAUAAUACCAAUAAGACAAGAAUCUCAAGGAAAGAGUGAGAUGGCAGUACCCAAACAGACUCAAGCCCAAGAGAGGAAGGACGAGGCAGAAGUGCCAAAAGGACAGGAGUCCCAAAUAAAGAAGAGUGACGUAUUUGCACCAAAAGGACAGGAACCCUUAAUAAAGAAGAGUGAAGUGAAAUUCAUACUAAAAAGACAAGAGAAGAGUGAGAUGGGAAUAGCCAAACAAGCUGAGGCCCCAAAGGGGAAGAACGAGGCAGACGGACCAAAAGGACAGGAGUCUCAAAUCAACAAAAGCGAAGUUGUAGUGCCAAAAAUUCAGAGCUCCUAUGCAAGGAUUGAUACGAGAAUGUCAAAAGACCCUGAAGCCCAAGAAAAGAAGAACGAGGCACUAGUACUGAAAGGACAGGAAUCCCAAGAGAAGCAGAACGAGGCAGAAGUUGCCAAAGGACAGGAAUCCCAAGAAAAGAAGAAUGAGACAGGAGUAGCAAAAAAACAAGAAGCCCAAACAGGGGAAAAGAUUUCUAGGGAUAAAGGAAAGGAAGGCCAAAGAAAUGAGGGAGGUGUGCUGAUGAAUCUAAAUAAGGGACAGCCGUUGAAGGCAAGGGUAAUAAAGAAAAAGAUACUGCUAAAGAAUUAGAUGUAAAGGGUAAAUUUAAAAAAAAUCUCUAAUGGGCAAAAGCAAGUAAAGAAAAUAAAAAAGAAGAGCAAAUAAACCACCCAUGGAUCCUUGUAAUUCCCAUCCUCCAAAUACAAGAUACAUGCCAGCCACUGUCCACAUGGAGUCUAAUUAUAAAAUUGACGUCAUCUAAGAUCUGCAGUUGCUGCUCUUCAGAAGUUUCAUCAUUUUGAGAUACCUCAGCAACAACCCAGCUCUUAAAUGUGUGUUUUAUAAGUCACUACAUAAUAUCAUCCAAUCAAGAA
This is a messenger RNA of Perognathus longimembris pacificus (Pacific pocket mouse), 1208 nucleotides long. RefSeq names its product testis expressed basic protein 1 (gene Tsbp1). The transcript has 3 exons. Lineage: Eukaryota; Metazoa; Chordata; Mammalia; Rodentia; Heteromyidae. Bases 1 to 924 code for a protein of 307 amino acids. The record is from RefSeq and is a predicted model, not a curated record.